This is a messenger RNA of Coniophora puteana RWD-64-598 SS2, 1248 nucleotides long. RefSeq lists its product as uncharacterized. The coding region runs from base 1 to 1248 and encodes 415 amino acids. The transcript is spliced from 23 exons. Lineage: Eukaryota; Fungi; Basidiomycota; Agaricomycetes; Boletales; Coniophoraceae. The record is from RefSeq and is a predicted model, not a curated record.
AUGUCGGCCCUGUCGUCCAGCGACCAGGAGUCUUCGGCGGCGGCGGAGACGUACUAUAUGUUCACCGCGACGUAUGCUAUGGCCUCGGGUCUAACAGUUGUCGUCUUUGACCAAGUGCUUAACUUUGGACUUGAGGUGGACCUCGUAUGGAGGCGUCGAUCAUCGACGCGAGAGUACUUCUUGAAGACAGUCGUUUAUGCUAUGCUGCGUUAUGUCGGUCUUCUCUGGGCAAUAUCAGACUUCUGCCUCAAUAUGGGUGUACCAUCAACGGGACAUAACGUUCGUCUCCCUCGCAAAACAUCUAGUGAUGCUGAUCUGUGUGAAUACGUUAGGUGCUAUCAAGUGUAUAUCGUAGAAGAGGUCUCUAUCUACGUCUUGACUUUCCUCUUGCAAGGAAUGAUGGCGAUCCGGGUGUGGGCCCUCCUAGGCACACAGCGCAAAGUCUUGGUCUUUCUACUCACAACGUUCAUCGUCUCUCAAGCUGUCUCGCUUGCAGACGCCGUCCUAUUCUUAGCGGCAUACGCAGGAGUAUCUUCCCGCGUCGACGAACACGUUGCCAGAGACUGCGUGCAGUGGGGCUCGCUCCCAUCGUGGAGCAGGUGGCUCAUCCCAUGGUCGGCGGGGAUGCUCGCCGCGUUCGAGCUCAUCUUGUGCUUGUUCGCCGUUUUCCACGUCGUCAAAGGAGCCAGAAUCCACGGCUCUCUACGAUUUCGUAUGGGCCGCGUGGUGUCUACGCUUGUCCGGGGAAACCUGGUGUACUUUUUUCUGGCGUUUUUUAUCCUCCUCAUCACUGCACUCGAGGAGAUACCUUGGAUCCAGUCAGGCCUGUACUGGAUCACGUUCUCGUCGCUCAAGUACGUGUUCUACGGCCUAGUAGGGCCGUGGAUGAUGCUCGAUCUGCGCAAGGAAGCAUACGGAGAUCCUGUGGAGUCUGCGCCAAGCAAUAUACAGAUGUCGCUGUUUCCUCGUCAUCAUCGAGCUAUGUCCGCAACCGCAUCAUCACAGGCUUUGAUAUUUCACUCUGAUCUCUCUUCCGUCUCAGGGUUUACAAUUGUGGUUUUCGACCUAUUACUAAACAUCGGGGAAGAGAUUGAAUUGAUAUGGAGUAAAAAUUUCACUAAGAUGACAAUUUUGUAUGCUAUUCUUCGGUACGGUGGAGCCUUCUGGGCAAUCACAGAACUCUUGUGGACCGCACAUGUCCCUAUGACGCCCAUGGUGUGCGUAUCUACUCGCUUGUCAGGCCGUUGA